UAUGGUAUAUGACUGCAUUUAGUUGCCAUAUUUUCAUAAUAACUACUACAACAGGUAUGAGAAAAUGGAAGCAAGUCUGAGCCAAAAAGAUAAAAUAGCAGCUGCUAAGAAAAAACUGAAGCGGUUUCAGCAGAAAAGUGCGCGAUUAGAAAAGAACUCAAAUGGGUCACACGAAGUGGACAAUGAGUCCCAGGUAUCCCAGCUGUCUGACACAGCACUUCACCAGCAAACAAUCGAUAUACUUGUUGAGGAGAAGGCUGAACUGUUGAGGACACGGGACAAGCAGAAUUCUAACAUCCAACAACUCAAAGAUGAGUUGUCGGUUUUGAGAUCUCAGCUUCACUCCUCGAAUUCUGAUUUGUCUUCAAGUGAGAAGAAGAAAUCAACUUUGCAGUCUCAGUACAACAACGCUCUGGCCGAGUCGCAAGAAAAGCAGAAGGAGAACAGUAAACUACAGAGUCAGGUCUCCAGUCUGAACGAUCAGUUAAACGUGUUACAGACAGAGUUCUCCUCUCUUUCUCUGGAGAGGGAGGAGCUGAACGAGCGACUGUCUAACUCUGCUCCCCCUCAGCCGAAAAUUCAAAACACCAUGUCGUCAGUGCCCAAUCCUUUUAAGAGAAAUGACGACGUGAUAAGACUAGAAGAAGAAGUGAAGAAGCUGACAGGAGAGUUGGAGGGGUUAAGGAGCGGGCUCCUUAACAAGGAGAUGCAAUGUGAUGUCCUGGCUGGUAAACUGAGUCAUCAGGAGACAGUCUUCAAGGAGCAGAUACAAGGCCUAGAAGUUGAGUUACAGGAGCGGGACGCUAACAUGUCAACGUUACAAGAGGAGAUAACAGCUCUGAGUGUUACACCUGAACCUGUCCUUCAACCCUCCCCUUCUGCUCCUGAAACUGAGAUUACCCCUGAAUCUGACUCGGAACAAGUCACAGCAGUUGCACAAGCACCAUCCACAAACAUUCCAGUUACUGACCAGUCAGAGAAAUUGCUUGCGGAGGUGACAGUUGAGAAACAAAAGUUAGAAAUGGCACUUGAAGAGCAGAUCUUACAAACUCUCUCCCUUCAAAAGGAGCUUGAUAAAUUCAAGGAAACCCACGUUGACCAGAACUCACUACUCACCCAAAUAAAUAAUGACAAAGCCACGAUAAGUCGAGCUAUGGGACAAAACAGGCAACUAAAGGACCACAUGUUGGAACUCCAAGAUAAGCUCAUGAGAACUAGCGAAACUAACGCUUCACUUGCUAACGAGGUUCAGGAGCUCUCAUCACGUGUGAGUUGCCUAAUGUCAGAGUUAGCAGACAGCGAGGAGCGAGUAGAGCAGCUGGGGGAACAGGGUGAAACACUACAACGGCCACUCAGUGAAGAUAGCUUGCUAGAUGGAGCGAGCAGUCGUGCACAAGUAGUAGAGUUACGAGAACAAUUAAAGGAGUUCAAGAAGACAAUAUCCUCCUUACAGCAGGAGAAGGCUAUCCUGGGGCUGUCUGCUGCUCAGGUGGACAGUGUUAAAGCGAUGAACGUGGCGUUACAAGAGAAGGUAGCCUCACUCUCAAAGCAACUGGAUACAGGUAAGUCACCAAACGAAGAAGCGUUGGAAGAGAAGAUAGAGAGAUUGGAGAAACAGUAUAAUUCAGAAGCUGUUGAUAAGAAGAUCCAGGAUAUGCUCACCAAUGAAAGGUUAGAACGUGAGAAGCAGCGCGAGUUUCUAGAUAAGUACUACGAGGAGCAGUUGCGUGAUCAGAUAGGCACUCUAGAGGAGCGGAUCACCGCACAGACUCGCCAGUUUAAGCAUUAUAUAACAGAGAUACAGACCAGCCAUGAUGACGAGGUGGAGGCGCUCAGAGGUCAACUUAGUGAGCUCCAACAAAACUUCAGGUCGAGUCUCAAAACACAGUACACGCAAUUAGUACAUUACUUUACAAACAAAGGAGCAUCUGAUUUAAAGGCACGGGAAGAGGAAUUACACACUCAUUACAUGGACGAGCUCAGCAGGCUGUAUAACGAGAUGAACAAACAAAUACAGCAAGAAACACAGGAGAUACGGGAAAGAAAACGAACCCAAUCUGAUGAACUGUCGGUGUACACAGUGGACGACAGGGAAGAAGUGAAGGAUUUGGAACAAGAGAAACAGACCCUCCAGUCCACAUUGGACCAACUGGAGGAGGAGUUGGUGAAGAUAGAGACAGGGUUGGGGGAGGAUACUGAUGAGGAGGAAGAAGAAGAAGAAGAAGGAGCGGAUGUUAUGACACAAGAAACAAGCCGCUCAAAAGAGGAACGAAAACUUCAAGCUCAUGUUCGUGUUUUAGAAAUGCAGCUAUCCCGCGCUAAAAUGCAACAAGAGCGCAGUGUGCAACACUACAAACAGGAGAUACAGCGCCAAUCCCAGGUUAUCCAGAAACUCCACAUGUACCUAGCGACACAGCACUACGACAACUCCCACCAGGACGCAGCCCUGGAUAACCGACGCUCCAGUGUCACACGAUAUGAUAGUGAGGGCGUGGUGGAAAACGGAGGUGAUGACAGCAUCUCAAUUACAUCUGCAGGCCAGUUUGAGAGGGGGGAUUUAUCAGCAACUAAAGAUAUGCCGACUGAGAAUAAAACUAAAGAUACACCUGGUAAUCAGGAUGUUGUACCUCAAAAUCUUAAUCACCAGGAGGUUCCUCUUGAUGUUAUGAAAGCUCAUAUGCAAUCCACUGAGACAGAGUUUGAGAACAAACUUAAGUAUUUAGCUUCUAAGGGUCCACAUGGGGACGAGUAUAUGCAGCAUAUGCAAAAAUUACAGGAGAAAUUCGCGGUAGUAAUGAAAGAAAACGCGAACCUUGUCGAGAAGGUGAAAGAUAUCGAGCACCAGAAUAUCAUAUUAGAAGGCGAAACUGAUACGAUCGGGGAGUACAUUUCCUUGUACCAGUCUCAAAGACAAGCCUUGCGAUUACAGUUCCAACAAAAAGACAAUCUUAUCAAUAAACUGCUAAAUGAACGAUCUGAUAUGCAGGCCCAUAUCAGCCGACUUCAGCAGCUCAUUACAGAACUACCCUGCGUUGACGAAGCAGAGGACACCCUCAAAACAGCUCCUUUCGGCCGUAGUCGCUCCAACUCCAUCUCUUCAAACGUCAGCACUCUUAGCAUUAUGAGUACGACCAGGGACGAAAUGUUGGAGAUUAUCGGAAGGCUCAGGCUCAAGACUGACAUAGGCAAGAAACCUGUGACCGGGCCCAUGUAUGGUGGUGGUGGUAGAGGACCCAUUAAAGAUUUCUGAAGAUCUUAAUCUAGGUUUAAUGAUUCAUAUUUUUAGUAAAGAUGAGCGAGAGUGUCGUUGCAGGAGGACUUGAGAAGUUUGAUUGAGCUGUGAUACAUUUUAUCUGAAUUGUAUCAAAACUGUAUAAAUAGACUCCAUUGAUAAUUUGGUUGAACAUUUUUGUACAGUGCAGGAUGGAUUUUGCAAUGUUGUUAGAAUUUUAAGUUCUGUGUUUAUUUCAUGUCAAAGUACCUUAUAAUUUUUAUUUCUUGCCAUUGUCAUGAUAGUUUUAAAAUUAAGAUAACUAGAUUAUAUAACUUCUCUUAGGUCUGGAUAAGUAACUUGGUUGUUUUUCAGCUUUUGUAUACAAUUAAUUUAAAAUGUUAUGUUUGUUCGGGAUUUAAAACAAUUGAUAAGUAAUGAUAACUGAUAAUUUCACGUUCCAUUAAA
Molecule: messenger RNA, 3679 nt
Organism: Bolinopsis microptera
Lineage: Eukaryota; Metazoa; Ctenophora; Tentaculata; Lobata; Bolinopsidae
Product: golgin subfamily A member 2-like
Exons: 20
Coding region: 65-3250 (1061 amino acids)
Biological process (GO): Golgi organization
Cellular component (GO): Golgi cisterna membrane; cis-Golgi network; Golgi apparatus
Source: RefSeq, a predicted model, not a curated record